AUGAGCUUACAGCGUCGCGCAGCUUCAAACUGGCUGGCCCAGGCCCAUGCCAUUUGCAAUUCUCCUGCCCCGUUCUUAUAUCAAACAAAUACACUCACCAGCAUUCGACCCCGUUCUUCGAACUUUCGGUCUCAGCUAAGCUCGAGCUAUUCGACCUCCGAUCCCUCCAACUCCUCUUCCAUUGAUUCGCACAUACAAACCGAAGGUGACAGUUUCACUGAACCCCCCAGCAAUGACACCGGCGAAGGUGGCCCGCCAAUUGCCUUCAAUCCUACCCCUGCACCUCGGAGAAGCUUCUUGCGGACGAAAGCCGAAACUAUAGCCAGGCCUGUUGUCAGGGAAGGACGAUGGCAAAAGAGAGAACGGUCGGAUAAACUGGGACGGAAGCCAAGAUUGACGACACACGAGACGCGGACACUUGCGGGCCUCAUCUCGAGACUGGAUCCCGAGAAACGCCCAAUCCCACAAGGGCUGGCGCAAAAAUCAAGAAAGUCAGAUGAGUUGGGCUCGGUGAAACCGGGAGAAGUGGACGCGGAGAUCUCUGAAAUCUUCGCCACGGUGUUAAAGGAUGUAAGAAACCUACAAGGUCCGCCCGAAGAUGGUAAGGUUUGGAGUCCGUGGCUUCGGGAAAAGGAAAGAGAACAGGAAAGACAAAAGGAAAAACUCGAAAACAAAGUUUCACAGACUUUGGAUGAAAUUAUUGCUUUACCAGGACAACCCGGGGCUAAGGAAGAGACGAAAGCCGAUGAACAAUCCAAGGCUGCCGUGCAAGCUCAUAAAAGCGAGCUCGGCGAACUCAUCCUAACCGAUGAAGGGCUAGUGGAGCUCUUAAGAACAGAGCAGAUAACUCUAGCUCGGGCUAUUGAAAUAGUCACUGCUCGCGAAGCUGCGAAGAUCGACUCAGCUCUCCACGGUGCCGUUGAGGGCACUACAGACAAGGACUUCUGGAAGGUAUGCCAGGACAAAGUCUUUUCUUUGGUUCAGUACCUACGCAGCGACGAGGGAGUUGCAUCUACAUCUUCAUCCGUGACCGAUUUCUCAGUCCCUGCUGGCGUCCCUAUUGAACCCAUUGUGGCAGCAAUCUACCCCAAAGUCCUACGCUUAGCGUUCGUCCUCCUAAACCUGCACUUCCCCGACUCCCACUUCAUGAGCCAAUUCCGCACAGCGAUCACCUCGCUCGGUCGUGAGUCCGCAACCCUAGGCUUUACCACCGGCCUUUUUAACGACAUGAUCUACCUCCACUGGCGCGUGACACACGAUUUUCCAGAAAUCAUCGCGCUAUGCCGCGAGAUGGAAGUCACGGGUGCGCACCCGAACAAGUCCACCAUCGGUGUCCUUGAGGGCAUUGUGCGCGAGCGCAAUGCGGACAUCGCGAAGCGUCAGGCCGGUGAGAUGUCAGAGCAGCCAUGGUGGGAUCUCCCGGAUAAUCGGAGGGCCAUGCGUAUGAUGGUUGGGGAAGACGGGGCGCUUGCGAGGCUUAGGAGACAGUUGAAUGAAGGGAGGUCGAGGAUGCAGAUUUUCAAGCCGUACUUGUAG
Molecule: messenger RNA, 1536 nt
Organism: Aspergillus mulundensis
Lineage: Eukaryota; Fungi; Ascomycota; Eurotiomycetes; Eurotiales; Aspergillaceae
Exons: 1
Coding region: 1-1536 (511 amino acids)
Cellular component (GO): mitochondrion
Source: RefSeq, a predicted model, not a curated record